AAAUCCUAUGAACAAUGUUUGGUAAAUGUUUAAGGUUUGCUUUUUUCAGCAGGAUGGUGACAGAUGGCUUACUGUUGUGUUCUGUUGUUGCUGCUGUUUUUAACUGGAAACCAGCAAGGUUAAAGCUGCAUGCGAAGAACUGGUGCACAGCAAACACCAUACAGUGCAGUCACUGUGUGUGUGUGUGUGUGUGUGUGUGUGUGGUGGCACCUCAGGCAUUUAGUAUGGUGGUAAUUACAAAACAGAAGUGUAAUGAGCCCUGGUUUGCCCACUCAAGACAAUAUCACGUAGGAAAAAAAAACUGUAUUGUGUAAUGUGAUUUUGAUAUCAGGCGCUCCUAACAAUACAACAGAAACAACAUUUGCAGUAGAGACGGUCAUACACGCUGGUGACGGCAGAUCCUGGAUUGUGCACUGACAGACGGAUGGUGCACUGAUAGUUUGGGUGAUUUCAGAGGCUGAUUUGUGUGAAUUGUCCCUUUAAAUUUGCGACCAGCACUCGGAAAAGUACAGGGGGGACAAUUGGGUUUCACCCCAGGGUCGAAAAUGUACGACCACCCACCUUCUAUAGAAAUAAGGUGGGCGGGGGGAAACAGCUCGUGGUCCACAUCUGUCACGUCUGUACACUGUCCUCUGUGCGCCUGUAGUGUCGGUGUGCUGACGGCUCGUAUAGGGGGGUCCGUGACACGGCAACCAAACUGUGGGAACCCCCUAAAGCCUCUGCACAAAAGACCAAUCUUGAAGACGCAGAGGGUUAAUUUCAAGCCCCCACCACCACCACCCACAUCUCCAAUUUGAAAGCCGCCUCUCUACCGGGAGAGGAAGGCUCUUUUUCGGUCAGAUGGCGUGCUGCAGUCCGCCCCCGUCAUUCUCCAGCCCACACAGACAGGGCAGCCAGCAACCAAUACGGUGCGCCGGAGGAGGAUUUCUGCCAGUGAUUUCAGACGAGGUACGAUACGCAAAGGGGAUUUACUACGCCAAUCUGAGCCGGGGAAGCUUUUUCAGCAGUAAGGCGACAGGGUAAGAAAAAACGAACAGGAGAGCAACUGCGCUGUGUGUCUGAGCGGGGUGUCUUCUGCUCAACAUCUGGCUCCGGAGCGCUCGGUUUUUUUUUUCCCUGUGUGAACUGUAGAGAAUAAUCCAAAGCGGGCUCCACUUGUCUGAACGGAACGUGCUGUUGUCUGGCAGACGAGCCGAGAUUAGUUGUUAUGUCUUUGUCAGUUUCAGUCCGGGAGUAACGACCUGUGACACCGGGUGGCUGGAGAGACAAUUUUCUUUUUUUUUUCUUUGUUUUGUUUUUUUGUUUCUUUGCGUAAAUACGCCAGUUCCCUCAGUGCACAUCCGCCUGCCUGACCUGAAGAAGGUUCAUGUCUUUCCUUUCUCCUGCCUAAACUUUCCAGUGCAGUGUGCCAUGUCUCUGCCACGCACACUUGGGGAGCUGCAGCUCUAUCGGGUUCUGCAGAGGGCCAACCUGCUGGCCUAUUAUGAAACCUUCAUCCAGCAGGGUGGUGACGACGUUCAGCAGCUCUGCGAGGCAGCAGAGGAGGAGUUUCUGGAGAUCAUGGCACUAGUUGGCAUGGCCACCAAGCCACUGCACGUGCGUAGGCUGCAGAAGGCCCUCCGAGACUGGGCGGCGAACCCUGCCCUCUUCAACCAGCCCGUCUCCAGCGUGCCUCUCGGGGGCAUCCCUCUGUUCAAGGUGGACGGGACGGGUGCAAGUGGACCAGCAGGUGGGCCCAGGAAGUCUGUGAGCAACGGGCAGCCGGGGUCUCCUUGUGAGAGGGAGGAUCGGUCGUGUCUUACUCCGAUGCACAGUGGGAGUCCCAGAAGCCCUUGCUCCCAGGCCUCCCCGCAGCCUCCGGACACACACUACAGGGAAAAACUGUCACCCAUGGACCCGCACUGGCUCAGCCCGGAGCCCGAUGGGAACUGCACCCUGGCCUCUGCAUCUGGAAUAGAAGAGGAGCCGCCCAGCCCUCCUCUGCUGUCCACAUGUCCCCCAGGACCCUCCACAUCUCCGAGCCCCUCGGCCUCUUUCGCUCCCGCAGCCCUGUCGGCCUGGCCCGGAGGACAGCUGGAUGGGGAGACGGCGAGGGCAGUGGUGGAGAGCGUGGAGAGGCUCCUCAGGACCCUGCCCAGGUCCGAUCCUGCAGAGGUGAAGACUCUGCUGAGGAUGAACAAGAAGAUGGCAAAGACUGUGGGACACAUAUUCAAAAUGGGGUCCCAGGACAUGAACAAAGAGGAAGAGAUCCGGAAGUAUAGUCUGAUCUACGGACGCUUCGACUCCAAGAGGAGAGAAGGGAAGCAGCUCACGCAUCAUGAGUUGAUCAUCAACGAAGCCGCAGCCCAGUUCUGCAUGCGCGACAAUGCCCUGUUGCUGAGACGGGUGGAACUCUUUUCUUUGGCUCGGCAGGUGGCGAGAAAAUGUGCCUACACCUCCACACUCAAGCAUGCAAGAACAAAUGCAGAUGAGAACAGCCUGCUGCCCCACAAGAGAGCGAGACACGAGGUGAUUGUGCCCGAGAGUGUGUCAUCUUUCCUCGGAGUGGAAGGCCCAGAGGGUUUGAAUCAGAGAGCAGAUGAUGACAGCCUAUCUGCAGAAAGCCUCGACAGUGUAUCACACGACAUCGGCUCACAGUGCAACCAGUCUCCGUCGCCCCGACCCCACACUGACACCUCCAACCCUGCCAGCUGGAGUCGCCAUCUCAUACAGCAAACGCUAAUGGACGAAGGGCUGCGAUUGGCUCGGAUGGUGUCACAUGAUCGGGCUGGCAAGAUCAGCCUGGGGUCAGAAGGGACUCACUCUACAGACAUUGACAUUAAAGUAGAGAGGCGGAGUUCGAUAACAGCGUGCAGGAGCAGUAGCCCCUGCAUCACCAAAGAUGACUCUAACCACCGCGGGAAAUGAGGAGGCCCCGACGUUCAUCAGGGAACUUGCUCUUAGGCCUGCCACUGAACUCAGCCACACAGGCUGUUGCUGAGCAGGUUUUGUUUUGUUUUGUUUUUUUUCAUCACUGACGUCUGACGAGGAGAAGACUCAUACCUGCUUCAAAUUCAAUUCAGUAAAUGUCAGAAUUUACCAGCGACUGAGAUCAUAAACCUGCAGUGACUUCUAAAUACCGAAGUUGAAAAUGUUUUGACUUUAUAUUCAGUAAAUAUGUAGAGGAGACACUUUUUUUGUUUUAUUUUUUAAAUACAUGGACCACAUGUACUGAUGAUGGGAAAAGAGUGUCUGAUUUUAUCAAGAAAAACCUGAUAAUUUGUCAGUCAAUUUGUUGUGAGGAGGGUGUUUAAAGUGUUUCAGAUGAAUUGGGCUCAACACAGCAGGGGGCACUGCAACUUUGGAAAUGGACUCUGAACUCGCGCUGUGACAUGCUGUAGUAGUGCAAAGGAAAUGUGGUUUCACAGGGAGACUUUUAUCUACAUUUACAGAAAGUUACAGUAUGAGAACAGUCUGUUAACGUUCUAAGCAGCUCCUCACCCCUCAGGAAACAAAUGGAUGUUCUCGGUUCUGAAGUCAGUGUGUUAGAUAUUGUUUAAGACUCAACAGAUGAGGAUAAAUUAGCGUUUGUGACAUAUGUUGAUCUUGAUCACACUCAGACACCGCCGUCAGGUUCAGAGGCCUUUUAUCCUUUGCUGCACCAUGAGAUCAGGCAUGCUGAGGUUCAAGAGGUAUAACGACCUGGUUCUUCAUCGUCCACUCCCUCACAUCUUUCUGUAAUGAUGUUUUUUUGCACAAGCGGCUGAUUUGGUGUUUGCAAGAGAUAAUAGUUCAGGCUUUUCAUUAUCUUUUACUCUGUGGAAAUGUGCUUACAACACCUUUUCUUAAGUCAGCAGCAUGAAAAGAGAACGCAGAUGAUGGCUUAAUCGAUCUCUGGCCGAUUUUCCAGCUGGCUCUCUUGACACUGACGCCAGGUUUCAGGGUCUUGCUCGAGGGCCCUGUCCUACAGCAGCGAUUGUACAGAUUUUGAGGAUUCUCCAUUAAAAACUACACAGAGAGAUUUUGAGAAUUAAAAAAAAAAGACAUUUACCACAGGAAAUGUGGUGAUUAGUGUAGUUUUUUGUGGGUAACUUACAAUAUGGAAGUGUGUUUUUAGGAUGAUUUCUGUAGUGUUAGAUAUUAACUAGGUGAACCUUAUGUGAGUUUCCCUUUUUUUUAUAACUUAUGUCAUUUGAGACUCAUAGUGAAUUAGGAUGACUAAUCUUUAGAAAAAGAAGAAAACUCAUGCAGAGGUUUGCAGAAUGAAAUCUCAUGGUGCUUGACUCUUGAUACAGCAGCUCUUACAAGCUACGUCAGCCUAUUUGUCCCAGUUGAAAUUGUUCAAUGUGUUAAGACUUCAUGUUAUGACGAGGCUCGUGAUAAUGAUUUUUGUAAUCACAGAGUAUGUCAGUGAGGUAGCUUGCUGUGCAUCAGUUACACCUGCCUGUCUCUUGAGCAUUAGUAACUUCCUCAGUUUAUUAUGUUGCAGAACAGAUUAUUUAUUUUGUUACAUCUCAAUAAAUGUUAUUUUAUUGCUUAAAGCCA
Acanthopagrus latus (yellowfin seabream) is the source of this 4524-nucleotide messenger RNA. It is a transcript of the gene nab2, whose product is annotated as NGFI-A binding protein 2 (EGR1 binding protein 2). Gene Ontology annotation, biological process: negative regulation of DNA-templated transcription. The transcript has 7 exons. NCBI's taxonomy places the organism in Eukaryota, Metazoa, Chordata, Actinopteri, Spariformes, Sparidae. The record is from RefSeq and is a predicted model, not a curated record. Gene Ontology annotation, molecular function: transcription coregulator activity; transcription factor binding. Bases 1411 to 2907 code for a protein of 498 amino acids. Gene Ontology annotation, cellular component: nucleus.